AUGGUGCACCUCAAGCUGGUCGCGGUGCUGUCCCUAAAUUGGAUUUUGAUCAACGCCGCCGAGGAGAGCCUACAUCAGUCGUCAGCAUCAGUUGAGUGCAACUUUGCGCACCUUCACCCGCAACGAUACGCUGCGUAUCACAUUUCACCAUCAACCUUGUCAAGCCUAUCGAUCGAUGGUAUUCUAGAUGAUGAAGGUUGGACUGAAGUGCCUUGGAGUGAGCCGUUUCAAGACAUUCACGACAAUGACUUUGAGGUGUUUGAUGAUGCUGAUGGAAGUACGCACAACUACAAAGAGUUUGAGAUUAAUUCUCGAAAUACCACAUGGAACCUGUGGCUUAAUCGUCCAUAUAGGGAUGACGGUCACGAAAACAGUACUCGAGUGGAUCCCCACUACGGUUUUGACAUGCUUAAUGAUGCCGAGCGUCUGCAUUACUGGAGUGUGGAAGUAGCUUUACCGUUAAAAGCUCUUGCAUCAUAUUCAUCUGCCAAAGUUCCUCCAAAACCUUUUUCAUUUUGGCGAAUUAACUUUUCUCGAGUCGAGUGGCCUGUUCGUGUCGUCACGGAUGUCAAUACUGGCAAUCAGUAUUACACGAAGAUUGCUGGUUUGAGUGAAGAAAAUUGGACUUGGAGUUCACAAUAUGCUGUGAAUAUGCAUCGGCCAGAAUGGUGGGGUUAUCUCCAAUUUCGCCCACCGGGUGAACUCCCCCCCAAGUAUGAUGACGAUCAACAACACACUGAAAAGGUUCCGCUUGAUUCUGAAUGGAACAUUCGCUACGUCAGUUUCCAGCUUUAUUAUGCGCAGCAUGCAUAUCGCGAUGCGUUGGGGAUGUAUGCAUCAAGCCUGAAGGAAUACUUUGCUUCUCAAGAAGCUUUUGGCUGCAUAAAUUUAUUUCAUUUGAGCUCCUCAGAUGAGUCAUUUAUGGCUCAAAUCGGACUCCGAACAAAUCAAAAAGAUGCUAGGUCGUUUGAGUUUGUAUCCAGCAUCAAGGAUGAUGGUUAUAUAGUCGUUAUGAAGACCGACCCAGGCACGUUUGGUAUUUAG
Molecule: messenger RNA, 1044 nt
Organism: Plasmopara halstedii
Lineage: Eukaryota; Oomycota; Peronosporomycetes; Peronosporales; Peronosporaceae
Product: Carbohydrate-binding domain, family 9
Exons: 2
Coding region: 1-1044 (347 amino acids)
Source: RefSeq, a predicted model, not a curated record